Aureobasidium vineae is the source of this 1658-nucleotide messenger RNA. Lineage: Eukaryota; Fungi; Ascomycota; Dothideomycetes; Dothideales; Saccotheciaceae. The record is from the annotation of a GenBank genome assembly.
UAUCGCCGCCGUCGUUCACCAUGACACCUCCGACGCCAGAGUGCAACGUCGAAGUCCGUCCAUCAGCGAUCGCAGGCAACGGACUCUUCGCAACCAAGGACAUACCAACAGGCUCUACGAUUCUGCUUAAAGCUCGCCCUUUGAUUGGCGAACUGGAUUUGGCACGGUCACAGGAUUCUUGCGGCAAUUGUUUUCUGUUUUCGCAGAAGGCCGUCCGGACAUGUCCUAUCCAUAUCACAGAAGCCGAUCGCUUGGGUCGGUAUCCUGAUUGUUCUGGCUGUCAAUCCGAGGGCGAAGUAUUUGCUGUUAAGGCUUGUACGGGUUGCAAGAAGGUGAAAUAUUGUAGUAAGGCUUGGACCAGGUAUCACAAACGUGAAUGUAAAAUCCUCAAAGAUCCGAGCCUUCCACCUCUGCCGAGUUCUGUACGAGCUGCACUGCAAUUGGCUUGUCUCAUGGAAAACGAUGCUGUAUCUGAGGAAGACAAGGCAGGUGUGCGUCGUCUCGAAGCUCAUAAUUCGUCUACAAUUGAACAGUUCAGAGAAGUCAUGCAGUAUGAAGUGACUGUUGCGGCGGCAAGAGAUCUCUUUGCCCGCAUCAGCCCUGAUGAUCACGAUGCACAAAAGAUACGCGACUACGUUGGAAAGGUUCUUCGUAACUCGUUGACACUCACUCUCCCCACUCUGGAACCCAUGGGCGUUGCUCUCGAUCCAGUCGUAUGCUCAGCAAAUCAUUCUUGCGAGCCGAACGCAAGUGUCCUGUUCGAUCAACCCAGACUUAUGAUGCGCUCCUUGUCGCCGAUCAAGAAAGGUCAAGAAGUCUUUAUCUCCUAUAUCGAUAACACAGAUCCCUUUUACCGAAGACAAGCUCAAUUGACGAUCCGCUACUGCUUUGAGUGUCAAUGCUCCAAAUGCCAAUCUGGCACUGACGGACGAGAAGACGACUGGGCACAGCCACUGGAGAACCUCGAGGCUAAAUGGGCUAGCCUUGCCGAACUCAUGGACAGCCACGAGGGUUACUCUUCUGUUCCAGCAAACUUCUUGGGUGAGAGUAAAGCCGAGUGGAACAUGUCAGUCAUACAAGGUGAUGUGUAUGCCUCAUACGAGCCGAUACACAAUCAAAGGACAACAAGCNUCGCCACGGAAGCGCUCGAGAAUGCCAUGCGAAUCUGCAAGCAAACGGGUAUGUGGCCCAUCACAAGACAGCCAUACGCAAACGUCCGCGUGGACAUCGCUUCUCGCUUGAUAGCCGAAAACUGCCUUGCUCUCGCAAUGUAUCAGAUGGCAAAGACGUACUUUCUCAUCGACCCUAUCUUGUAUCCGCAGGAACACCACCCUGUCAGAGUGGUACACACAUGGAACCUAGCCAAGGCGCUGGUACAGGCGUAUUCUUCGCCCCAAGACCUUCACGAAACCGUCGACCCGGGUGUGGAAGAGCUUUUCCGGAUGGGAUUUGAUUUUGUGGUUCCCAUCUGGAAACUUUUAAAGAAGCUUAGUGUGGAUGUGCUCAAGAGUCAUGGAGCGGGAAGUAACCUUACAUUUAUGGUACAUGCACUUACUCAACAAGUAAGAGAUGGAGUUGGCAUGCAGAAUCUGGUGGAGAUCGAAAGAGAUCCUUUGGGUGUGUGGGAGAAGUUCAAGGGUUGGGCACAUUACUUGGAG